UGUUAUGUACAGUUCGAAAAGCCAAAUGCUUGCAACGUGUAGCUGGGUACAUCUUUUAGAACCAGCACUAGUUGUACAAAACAAAUAAUGGAAAAGCGCCAAGAGGCAUUGUGGGAGGCACUUGCUAAGAAUGGGGAAGAAGCAACACGCUGGAAGAAUUACAAAGACGAAAAUGGUACAGCAGUUGAAAACCUAGAUAGAUUUAGUAAAAAUCUCACUGUAGAUGUAAUGGUACCAAUAGGACGUAAGGCAUAUAUGCCUGGUCAGCUUAUCCAUACAAAUGAAGUGCUUGUAGGGCACUAUCAAAACUAUUUCUCUAAAUGUUCCGCACAUAAGGCAAAAGAAAUUGGUGAAUACCGGAUUAAAAUGGCACAGGAAAACUUGGAAAAAUUGCAAAAUGAAUCAAAUUUAUGGAAGAAUAAGUUGGAUAAACCAUAUACCGAAGGAGUGUUUCCAAGCAAAGAAGAUUAUGAAAUAAUUGAAAAUUAUGAUGAGGAAAAGGAAAUGAUAUGGCGAGAACAACAUAAUGUACGCGUAAAGCUAGCUAAAGAACGAGAGAAAGAAGAAAGGCAAUCGAAUAUUUCAAAAGUUCCAAAUGAGAAUAAUAUAAAAGAUUCGUCCGACAUAAACGUUUUUAAAAUACUUGAAGAGGCUGAACUUAWGGAGGAAUUAGAGAAUGAAUUGGAAAGAUUAGAAAUAGAUGAUAUCAGUAAUGACACUAUAAAGGAGUUAAUGAACGGGRAAAUGAAGUUACCAUCGGAAAAACCACGUGUAGCUCAUUUGGCGAAAAUUCAGGAACAAACCGAAACACAAGCAAAUUGCGAAAAAUCUGACAUUAAUAUUGAGAAAGAUCUUCAGCGGAUUGUAAAGAAGACUAUAGUCCGAACAAAUAACUAUAAUCGACCAAAUCCAGAGAUGAUCGAGUCAAGCAUAAAUACCGAAGAUUUAGAUGUUGAUUUUGGGGAACUACCUCAAGAGGUACAAAUUAUCAAAGAACAGGAAAAAAAUUUGCCUGYCUUAGAUCAGAUUAAAAUACUGCGUCACAAAAUUUUGACAUUACCACUGCAUACUCAAGACGUUAUCGAUACUUUAGUGACUUUAGAGGCAUUAGAAAGAUUACUUGGAUUGGCUGAGGAUAAUGCUGAAUAUCAAGCAGAAGAUGACAUUUCCAAAGAAAGUGAUAUAGAGCUGGAAGAAAUAUCAGCUACAAAACAGAACACAAACGAGGAAAAACCAACCAAACGGCGAAUUUCUUUUGCUCUACAAAACGAGACACUCGAAUUUCGCAAAAACGAGACUAUUUCGCAAAUGUUACCCAAAUCGCAACAAAAGCUAAAGGAAGUAAUUAAGCAUGAUAAAUAUGAAUUAAACCCUAAUAUUUCUAAAACUAAAACUGAUACAAAAAUAAAAGAUCGUAAAAAAAAUAUUAUUGAUAGAGUGGAACAAAAUAUAAGAUUUAUUGCAGAUAAUCAAAGCACUCGAGAUUUUCAAUUGGUUGAUAAAAUUUUGGAACCAUCUUUAGCUGGUGUUUAUACCUUGCACAUACAUUUCCAACAUUCCGAAAACUUGCAAAACGAAACAAUAUUAAAUAGUGAAAAUUCUGAAAUCACCACAAUCCCUAGCACACCCGCCGACUUWUACCAAACAUAUCUAAAAAAUAAAGAAAAACAAAGUGAGGAUAAACACAAAUCUACUACACAGCAGAUAAUUUUUGCUAACGCUUAUAAUGGUGAGGACAAAGUUAAAGUACCUCUAUUAAAAGAAGCAGAUCGGUUACAGUCUUACCAGGAUCAACGUAUGGAGUUCAGCAAGCCUACUACGGAGAACAAGUCAAUUUUAAGAAAUAAAUCUGCAGUCGAAAGAGAGCAACAUAAAUUGAAUCGUAAAAACAGAGCCAAAUCUAAUAACAAAGAAUCGAAAAAGAAAACGGCAAUUCCAGUUGAUGAAGAUGAAUACAUGAGUGCUUAUUACAAGGUAAUGAACGAAGUUAUUGAAAAGCCUCUAACUGAACCGGAACCUCUCCCGGAAUGUAAAUACAUUGAUGCGCAUACCCCCAAAAAACGAAUAAGUCGCUUCAAACAAAAUCGCGGAGUAACAGAAAAAAUUUAAUAAACAUAUUCAAUUUAAAUAAAUAACUGUAAGUUGUAAAAUUUA
Messenger RNA from Bactrocera latifrons, 2154 nucleotides. RefSeq names its product unconventional prefoldin RPB5 interactor-like protein (gene uri). Bases 88 to 2109 code for a protein of 673 amino acids. The transcript is spliced from 5 exons. Lineage: Eukaryota; Metazoa; Arthropoda; Insecta; Diptera; Tephritidae. The record is from RefSeq and is a predicted model, not a curated record. Gene Ontology annotation, biological process: negative regulation of phosphatase activity; negative regulation of transcription by RNA polymerase II. Gene Ontology annotation, molecular function: phosphatase inhibitor activity; chromatin binding; transcription corepressor activity.